Messenger RNA from Scophthalmus maximus (turbot), 2744 nucleotides. RefSeq names its product POU domain, class 3, transcription factor 4-like. The record is from RefSeq and is a predicted model, not a curated record. Gene Ontology annotation, biological process: brain development; regulation of transcription by RNA polymerase II. The coding region runs from base 328 to 1416 and encodes 362 amino acids. Gene Ontology annotation, cellular component: nucleus. The transcript has a single exon. Gene Ontology annotation, molecular function: DNA-binding transcription factor activity, RNA polymerase II-specific; RNA polymerase II cis-regulatory region sequence-specific DNA binding. NCBI's taxonomy places the organism in Eukaryota, Metazoa, Chordata, Actinopteri, Pleuronectiformes, Scophthalmidae.
GGAAACUUUAAUUAAUAAACAGGAACUGCGCUUCACAUGCACAUCUUUCCGCAGCCAGGACCCACUGGACCAGCAGUCCGACUCACUUCCGGUUCGACUGCACUGGUAACCCUUUCCUACCCGCAGCGCUGCCGCCAGAGGCGGCGGUUCGGCAACACGCGCCGCCAUUGGUGGAGACGCGUCGUCACUGCGUCUCCGUCGGUCCGUGAGUGGCGGUGGAGGCUGUCAGUCAGCGUUCGGCUGCUGCCGAGACUCCAGAGAGAGGGAGAUGUCAGAGGCUGAGCUGCUCCCUCCCUUCAGUAGCACUAGUGGGGUUCAGCAGCCAGCAUGGCCACAGCUGCCUCCAGCCCCUACACCCUGCUCAGCUCCAGCCCCAUGAUCCACCCGGACAGCCAGGCCAUGCAGCCUGCUAGCCCCUACAGAGGUCACCAGAAGCUCCUCCAGAGUGACUACCUGCAGAGCAUGCAGAGCAACGGACACGCACUCGGGCACCAGUGGGCGAGCAGCCUGUCGGAGGGCAGCCCCUGGUCGGCCUCCAUGGAGCAGCAGGACAUCAAGCCAGGCCGGGAGGACCUGCAGCUCGGCAUCAUCCAUCACCGCUCCCCGCACGUAGCGCAUCACUCCCCUCAUCACAACAACCAUGGCAACCACCCGGGGGCCUGGGGAACUCCGGUGUCCCACAACUCCUCCAUCACCAGCGGGCAGCAGAUCAACAUCUACUCCCAGACGGGCUUCACUGUCAACGGCAUGCUGGACCACGGCGGGCUCACGCCUCCACCCAACCCGCAGGGCCAAGGCAUGCACCCGGGCCUCAGGGACACGCUCAGCCCCGAGCACAGCGACCUCGGCGGGCACCACUGCCACGACCACUCCGACGAGGAGACGCCGACCUCGGACGAGCUGGAGCACUUUGCCAAGCAGUUCAAACAGCGGAGGAUCAAGCUGGGCUUUACGCAGGCGGACGUGGGUCUGGCUCUGGGCACGCUGUACGGUAACGUCUUUUCCCAAACCACCAUCUGCAGGUUCGAGGCUCUGCAGCUGAGCUUUAAAAACAUGUGCAAACUAAAGCCGCUGCUGAACAAGUGGCUGGAGGAGGCAGACUCGACCACGGGCAGCUCGAGCAGUAUAGACAAGAUCGCAGCUCAGGGGAGGAAGAGAAAGAAGCGGACGUCCAUCGAGGUCAGCGUGAAGGGGGUGCUGGAGACGCACUUCCUCAAGUGUCCCAAACCGUCCGCGCAGGAGAUCACCUCGCUGGCGGACUCGCUGCAGCUGGAGAAGGAGGUGGUGCGCGUGUGGUUCUGCAACCGGAGGCAGAAGGAGAAGCGCAUGACGCCGCCGGGAGAGCCGCCGCCGCACGAGGGACCGUAUUCUCACAGCGGGAGCGCGGGGGACGCCUCGUCGUGUCACGAUCUCUGACCGAAGCACCGGGAGGAAUCCCCCAACCCCCCCCACCCUUGCCCCCGGCACAGACUCUCGAGCGCAGGGGCGCGCUCGGCGGCACCUUUCCACAGCCGCCGCGCCCGUCCCGGUACGGACUCGUCCCGACGCCUCCAGCACUGAAACAUGACAAUAACAACCAGAAAGACACCCGUUCAGCCUUCGUCCUUUAUUUUGUAACUGUCACGAGGGCAUUAUUCUAUAUAUAUAUAUCGGCAUAUCAAACGUCACAUUUUCAGAUCACCUUUUUUUUUUUGUGGAGCCCGCCAAAUUAUUUUCUACAUCACGGAUAUAAUUACAAAAAUGUGCCUAUAAUAACCUGCCUGCGCCUUCGGUUUGUGGGUCGUGUCACCGUUUCCCCAUCAGCUCGAUAAUAAGGACAGUGUGGGACCGAUGUUUCUGAUUUGUUUUGGCUUCUCUCUCUCUCUCUCACACACACAUACACGCGCACACACACACACACACACACGCUCACACACACGCUCGCACACUUCGCCUCUGAUCAGUGGAGUGAAACUGAUAAUAAUAUCACUUUUCUUAAUUGAUUUGUUGCAGCACCAGAGGCCAUUUUGCAGUCCACCUCCCGCUUCCCUCGGGCUUUACACAGCGCUUUAGUUACAUCCAUUACUUUGUAACAUACUCGUAGCGGAUCUGUAAUUAUUAUUAUUAUUAUUUUAAUUAUUUUUUUGUGGCAUAUGCACAUAUAGGCCCUCGUUCCAGCUGUAGAGGUAUUGCUGCCGUCAUAAUAGCACUUGGAGGUUUUAUUUUUAUUCAAUUCCUCCCCUAUGGCCUGUAGCUUGUGAAGACACACACACACACACACACACACACACACACACACACACACACACACACACAGAGUUAGAUCUAUUCAUAGAUCCAUGUAUUUGAUUUCCAUCAUCUUCGACCAUAUAAACUGUGUGGACUCUGAAGCAGAGUAAGAGGGAGGGGUUGACUGACGCUAUACACCUGCCUAUAAUUUUAUUGUAUGUUCAAUAUCAAAAAGUUUUUAUAAUCUUAAAUACUCCUGUUAUUUGGUUUAUUUCCUAAGUAUUUUUUCGAAUAUUGUACAGUUUUAUAUAUUAUCCCUUUUUGAAGUCAUUAAUUUAAACAAAUGCUCUUAGUUAUUCAUGCACUUAAUUAGCAAUGUAAAAAAACAAACAAACAAAAAAAUAUUUUCAGUAAGAUUGAACUGUUUCGGCGGUUUUAUUCCAAAUUUCGAUGACAGCUCAAGUGAUUAUUUAUUUUCAGUAUAAAGCUUGUAUUAUGUUUUGAAAUAAACUAUGUAUGUUGUAAUAAACAAUUUC